AUGAUGUAUCGCUACACUGGCGGCAACGCCAACGGUACACCUGUCCGCCCAAAAACUGCAGAGGCGAAGCAAUGGAAUUUGACCUCUACUGACGCCCUAGGACGAACCAUAUCAGCGAGCGCAGCCCCUCUUGCGCCUGCGCCCGGAGCUCUGAUGGAUGCAGCGCGGGGCUCAGUUUCGAGCGCAUCAACUACCCAGAGCGCCAAACCAGAAGACUCUGCAUUCCUCGCCAACCCUUUCGCAUUGCGCCAUGGCCGCCGCUACCUUCGAGACUUGCCGUAUCCCCUCCCCUGCGACCUGCCCGAGCUCCAGCGCCAGAAUCUACAAACGCUCCUUGCAACGUCAGUCUUCGGUCGCGCACUUGGCUCCAGCCCAAACCCUGAAUGCCCACCUCGAAAGGUCCUAGAGAUCGCAUGCGGUAGUGGGUACUGGUCGUCGCUAUGCCACGACUACCUAGACGGCUUGGGUUACGAAAAUGUUCAAUAUACCGGACUUGAUAUCGUGCCCAUCGCCGCAGACUUGCGCAAACAGCACAUAGACUGGAAGUUCGUCCAACACGAUCUACGCAAGGUGCCUCUACCUUUCGAUGACGGCGAGUUUGAUAUUGUUGUUAUGAAGGAUAUGAGCCUGGUGGUGCCCCUCGGCUCCGCAUCACAGAGGAUUCUGGACGAAGCCAUACGAAUACUCAAGUCCGGAGGAACGCUGGAGAUCUGGGAAACCGACCACGUCAUCCGAUCUAUCCUACCACAUCCUCCGCCACCACCGGGGAAGAACCCCCAAGAGUAUGCUUGUGCGGUCGCGACUGGAACCUUCAUGAUCUCGCCAAUAACACCCUUCACUGAAGUGCACAACAAGUUCCUUGCGUCUUCGAACAGCUGGAUAACGGAGGCCUUGGAUAAGCGGAAACUAUCGCCUACGCCGUGCGCGCGUAUCUCGCAGAUGUUGUUACAGGAGACUGAGACUCUCCAGGGUGUUGAGAAUCGGCGAGUUGCCAUUCCUCUGGGUGAACUGCGGUGGGAGCGAGAGGCCGCAGCAGAGAAACAGACGGCGAAUCGUCGCGGAAGCGAGGCGGCGCGGAUCAAGAAGAGCGGGAUCGACAGCAUGACGCUUACGGAGGAACAAGCAGCUCUGAGACACACAGCGUUGCUAGUAGUCAUCCAAAUGAUUGAAAGUCUUGAGCCGCUCCUCAAGGAAGUCAGCGGCAAGUCCCAAGAAGAAUGGCAGACCUGGUGGGGUUCGAUGAUGACGAACUUGUUGCAGGAGAAGGGUGGCUCGAGCGGAGAGUGCUUGGAGAUUGGAGUCUGGUGGUGCCAGAAGGUCUGA
This is a messenger RNA of Didymosphaeria variabile, 1323 nucleotides long. RefSeq lists its product as uncharacterized. Bases 1 to 1323 code for a protein of 440 amino acids. The transcript has 2 exons. The record is from RefSeq and is a predicted model, not a curated record. Lineage: Eukaryota; Fungi; Ascomycota; Dothideomycetes; Pleosporales; Didymosphaeriaceae.